Mycena citricolor is the source of this 318-nucleotide messenger RNA. The record is from the annotation of a GenBank genome assembly. NCBI's taxonomy places the organism in Eukaryota, Fungi, Basidiomycota, Agaricomycetes, Agaricales, Mycenaceae.
ACAGUUACGACAUUCUUGAAGAAGUCACGCCAGCAAUUUGGUCCAAAAUCUGUGCUGUACAUCUCAUUUGGUUCAUUAUUCUUCCCAGUGGAGACACCCCAUCUGGUCAAGGUCAUGAUUGACGUGCUGCUCAAUCUCAAAACUGUUGUGCCAUUCAUAUUUGUCCUAGCUGGAGCAAUGGCCUCCUUGUCAGCAGAGACUAUUGAUUGUGUGCAUGCUAGUGGCAGAGGCAUUGUGUGUGCUCACUGGGUCAAUCAGAAAGCCAUCCUGAAGAGCGGCACAGUUGGAUGGUUUUUGACACAUGGUGGCUAUAAUUAA